AUGCCUUCUUCUUGGACACACUUGGUGCGUUUCAUCGCUGUCGAGGAUCGUCAGGAGCAUCUCGGCCAGCUCGUUGAUACAACCCGUGAUGCUGGCCGGGAUAGCGUGGAUGGCAAGGAGAUUGCCGUGUACUUGAUUGACGGGACCAUAUUCGACGGCAGGGUGACCAAGGAGAUCUUGCAUGUCAAGCAUGAAGCAGACCUAGAGCUUCCCAAAGCACCAAUUCUCUUUACAAAGCCGAGAACGGCCCUCGCCGGCCCCUUUCCCGCCACCAUUAAUAUUCCCAAGUGCGCUCAGGAUGACACAAGUGAUUACGAGGCCGAGCUCUGUGUGGUGAUUGGCAAGACGGGAAGAAACAUCAGUGAAGAAGAGGCUCUGGACUACGUUUUGGGCUAUACUGCAUCAAAUGAUGUAUCAGCCCGUGGACUCCAAUUACUUACGAGUCAGUGGUCUUUUUCCAAGGGUCUUGAUGGAAGCUGCCCUAUCGGUCCUGUUCUCGUUGCCUCGUCUGUCAUUGAGGACCCACAGACUCUGGCUAUACAGGCCAUACACAAUGGCGAAAUAGUCCAGGAUGGACAUACUCAAGCCAUGAUCUUUAACGUUAGAAAGCAGAUUUCCUAUCUCUCUCAGGGAACUACUUUGGAGGCUGGCACGAUCUUUCUAACUGGUACGCCAGCUGGUAUUGGCUACUUCCGGCAGCCCAGGGUUGUACUUAGAGAUGGAGACGAGAUUUCGAUUAAGAUUGACAAAAUUGGGACAUUGGUAAACAAAGUUCGCUAUGAAUCUUGGUAG
Talaromyces atroroseus is the source of this 792-nucleotide messenger RNA. RefSeq lists its product as hypothetical. Bases 1 to 792 code for a protein of 263 amino acids. NCBI's taxonomy places the organism in Eukaryota, Fungi, Ascomycota, Eurotiomycetes, Eurotiales, Trichocomaceae. The record is from RefSeq and is a predicted model, not a curated record. The transcript is spliced from 3 exons. Gene Ontology annotation, molecular function: catalytic activity.